AUGUCGUGGCGGCCGUCUGAGAAGCUGAUGCAGACCAUCUCUCAUUAUGCCAGCUUUCCGCCUACUGGGGUCAGUCUGCGCCAGAUGGUACAGUUUGGAGAGAAACCCUCGACUGGCACUCUGUUCCGCGCCUCUCAGUUUCUUUCCGAAGAGCUUCCAGUGCGACUCGCCCACCGCGUAGAAGAGUUGGGCAAGUUGCCGGAUGGGCUCAACGAGAUGACCUCCAUCAAAAAGGUGAGGGACUGGUACGCUCAGUCCUUCGAAGAGAUCACAACCCUGCCGCGACCAGAGCUGGAUUCGGAAACCCGGAAACGCCUCCUCGGCCCUCCCAAGAAGGCCGCCAACAAACUCGCUUCCGCUACUCGAAAUCCUAGUCUCAGAUCAGAUCACAAUGGCAAUGGAAACAGCAGAGCUGGACUGAACACCCGUCGAUACUUUGCCCCCUUGGAUGAUGGCAAAGAAUGGCCUCCGGUUCUUGCAGAGUACAACCGAAAGUUCUCCCGCAUGCUCGAGGUCAUUAAGAGGAGGCACGAUCCAGUCGUGACCACUGUGGCCCAAGGCAUCAACGAAUGGAAACGCAAACAACAGCGCAUGCAGAUUGAUUCAUCCAUCCAGUCUUUCCUCGACCGUUUCUACAUGUCGCGUAUCGGCAUUCGUAUGCUCAUCGGGCAACAUAUUGCCCUGACGGAGCAAAGCAUCCACAGACACCCCCACUACGUGGGCAUAAUAUGCACUAAGACAAACGUGAAGGAACUUGCCGAAGAAGCCAUCGAAAACGCCCGAUUCGUGUGCGAAGACCAUUAUGGCUUGUUCGACGCCCCCAAAGUCCAAUUGUUCUGUCCGCCUAACUUGACAUUCAUGUACGUGCCAGGCCAUUUAUCCCACAUGCUCUUUGAGACUUUGAAGAACUCUCUUCGAGCGGUGGUCGAAACCCACGGCGCGGAAAAGGAGGAAUUCCCCGUGACCAAAGUAAUUGUUGCCGAGGGAAAAGAAGACAUCACCAUCAAAAUCAGCGAUGAAGGAGGUGGCAUCCCGAGAUCUGCCAUCCCUCUUGUAUGGACAUACAUGUACACUACAGUCGACACCACACCAGAACUUGAUCCUGGCUUCAAUGCCAGUGACUUCAAGGCGCCGAUGGCUGGCUUCGGCUACGGAUUACCCAUAUCACGCCUAUACGCACGUUACUUUGGAGGAGAUUUGAAGUUGAUUUCGAUGGAAGGAUACGGAACAGAUGUGUAUCUCCACCUCAACCGACUUUCCUCGUCUUCCGAACCUCUGCAAUAA
This is a messenger RNA of Capronia epimyces CBS 606.96, 1284 nucleotides long. Its product is annotated as pyruvate dehydrogenase kinase. The coding region runs from base 1 to 1284 and encodes 427 amino acids. Gene Ontology annotation, molecular function: pyruvate dehydrogenase (acetyl-transferring) kinase activity. The transcript is spliced from 3 exons. Gene Ontology annotation, biological process: regulation of glucose metabolic process; protein phosphorylation. Lineage: Eukaryota; Fungi; Ascomycota; Eurotiomycetes; Chaetothyriales; Herpotrichiellaceae. Gene Ontology annotation, cellular component: mitochondrion. The record is from RefSeq and is a predicted model, not a curated record.